Molecule: messenger RNA, 1701 nt
Organism: Vitis vinifera (wine grape)
Lineage: Eukaryota; Viridiplantae; Streptophyta; Magnoliopsida; Vitales; Vitaceae
Exons: 2
Coding region: 714-1055 (113 amino acids)
Molecular function (GO): protein binding
Source: RefSeq, a predicted model, not a curated record
AAAUAAAAACAAAUGUGUAUCAUGAUUGCGUACAGAAACAUUAUCAAAUUUGAUGAUUGAAAUUCAAUUAUUGGGUGUGAUAGCUAACAGUAGUAUGUACUUGGGAAAAGGGGAGCGCUAUGGAAUAUAAUUUUGUGGUUGGGUACAAUUAUGAUUCAAUUAAUGGUUAAUGUUUUGCAGCCAUGGCCCAACCCUGGCACCGACCUACGGCUAUUUGACCAUUGUGGUGGUCUGGGAAUCUUCACGUUGAGGCUCCUGGGCAGUCAGGUAUGGAUUGCCUCUAGAACGACGUCGUUUUCAAAUAGAUGGCAAAUUGCUAAGGACCACUCUAAACGACGCCGUUCUCUGUUUCUUGCUUGCCACACUUCCCCUGGGAAUGUGAAUGUGAAAGCUGCUGGGUGUUUCCAGCCCUUGCUCUACGACUGAAAACCCUUCUAAACUCUUUAAUAUUUUACUCGGAAAAUCCCUUCAAUUUCCCCCGCAACCAAACGUGGAAUCCGUAUAGAAAGGAAGGAAAGGGUAACAUAGAAAGAACUAGAAAGUCUUUCUUUGUCUUUGUCUUUCCGUUUUAUCCGGACCUCAAUAGAAUCGCACAGAAUCAUCAUCGCAAAAUCUUGGAAACUCUCGAGUUAUAGCUGAUCCUGGGGGCGAAUUCAAGCCCUUGAAGCAACGAAGAAGAAGAUCGUAGUAAAGGAAAAGAGGAGGAGAAGAGAAUGGAGAGCAGCGCUGCUGACAGAAGCCACCAUCGUGUGCCUCUAUCGGAGGUGGUCUCGGAUUGUGUGAAGCGAUGGUUCCAAGACACUCUCAGGGAGGCCAAAUCUGGGGAUGUCUCCAUGCAGGUCUUGGUGGGUCAGAUGUAUUAUAGCGGCUACGGCGUUCCCAGAGAUGCACAAAAGAUUGUAGGUUUUGUGGUGUUAGAGAACUUUGUGUUCUGUCCACUUCCUGAGAAGCCAAGGGAAAAGAAAAAUGAAAUUUUGAAUCUUAUAUUUCAUUUGGUAAUUCGUGUUUUUGACAUUAUAUACUUGGUAGUGAGAAAUGAUCUCAGACGGAAAUGAGUUAAAACUUAGGAAUCUUAUAACUUCUUGAGGUAGAAUUCCUAAUUUUCCUUGUUUAUCCCUUUUUCUCCUCUUCUUUCUACAACCAAAUGGGGUUUGCAGUAUUGUGUUGUGGUAUUUUUCUGUUCCUUCACGUUUAGUGUCCUUUGCUUAAUUCCUUCGGCUGUUGGGGUUUCAGGGAAGAGUUUGGAUGACAAGGGCUUCAAGGACUCGGUCUUCUGUUUGGAAAGUGAGCGAUAAACACCCUGGUAAAUAUCUCUCUGUAUCUCUAUGUACCAUCUUAUUUAUUAUUAUUAAUUGUGCCUCUGUUUGUUCUGGUGGAUCUUUGUUAGGUUAUAAUGCAAGUGACUCGGAUUCAGAUGAGUUGAAGGGUGAUUCAUAGUCAAACCUAUUAGGCCUUUGUUUCCUGAAAAACAUAGAAAGUGAGUUGAAUUGUCCAGUGAUUCUGUUGUUCUUGGUGUUUUUGUAGUAAAAUUGCUUUUAUUUGGCUGAGGUUAAUGUAUUAUAACGAUCAAGAGGCUGGGUUUGUCUUGUCCUUGGGAGCUGUGUUUCUCUUAUUGUGCUUUUUUCUGACUCAAGCUUGUUUAAAAUCAACAUGUUAUCUGGAAGUAGAUUUUGUUGUUAUCUAUAAAUCAAGUUGCUGUGA